Molecule: messenger RNA, 153 nt
Organism: Sphaeroforma arctica JP610
Lineage: Eukaryota; Ichthyosporea; Ichthyophonida
Exons: 1
Molecular function (GO): protein binding
Source: RefSeq, a predicted model, not a curated record
GGACCUGUAUAUGCCGCCGGGUUUUCUCCUGAUUCGCCCUUUGUGGUAGCGGCAGGCGGCGGCAAAGGUAAAUUAAAGGUUUGGAAUCUCUACGACGAAUCACCGCAGAGCUUCGCCCGCUUUGAUGAGAGACUCAAGGCAUUACAAGCGUAA